Molecule: messenger RNA, 935 nt
Organism: Nannospalax galili (Upper Galilee mountains blind mole rat)
Lineage: Eukaryota; Metazoa; Chordata; Mammalia; Rodentia; Spalacidae
Gene: Apoa1
Product: apolipoprotein A1
Exons: 4
Coding region: 77-871 (264 amino acids)
Biological process (GO): lipid transport; lipoprotein metabolic process
Cellular component (GO): extracellular region
Molecular function (GO): high-density lipoprotein particle receptor binding; lipid binding
Source: RefSeq, a predicted model, not a curated record
AGGCCAGGGAAGGAGAGCUGGAUGCUCAGAGACUGCUGACGAGUUAGUUCUAGGGAGGUCCCCCAAGACUUUGAGGAUGAAAGCGGUGGUGCUGGCUGUGGCUGUGCUCUUCCUGACCGGGAGCCAGGCUCGGCAUUUCUGGCAGCAAGAUGAGCCCCAAUCCCCAUGGGACCGAGUGAAGGAUUUCGCCACUGUGUACGUGGAUGCGGUCAAAGACAGCGGCAGAGAAUAUGUGUCCCAGUUUGAAACCUCCGCUCUGGGCAAACAGCUGAACCUUAACCUCCUGGAAAACUGGGACACCUUUGGCUCGACCUUCGGUCGUCUGCAGGAACAGCUGGGCCCAGUGACCCGGGAGUUCUGGGAUAGCCUGGAGAAAGACACUGAUUGGCUGAGGCAAGAGAUGAACAAGGACCUGGAGGAGGUAAAGCAGAAAGUGCAGCCCUAUCUGGACGAAUUCCAGAAGAAGUGGGAGGAGGAGGUGGAACGCUACCGCCCGAAGGUGGAGCCUCUGGGCGCCCAGCUGCGCGAAGGCGCGCGCCAGAAGCUGGAGGAGCUGCAGAAGCAGCUGGUCCCACUGGGGGAGGACCUUCGUGACCGCGCACGCUUGCACGUGGACGCGCUGCGCACAAAGCUGGCGCCCUACAGCGACCAGAUGCGCGACCGUCUGGCCGAACGCCUCACCGCUCUCAGGGACAACCCCAAGCUGGCCGAGUACCACGCCAGGGCCACCGAGCAUCUGAAGAAACUUGGCGAGAAGACCAAGCCCACGCUGGAGGACCUGCGCCAGGGCCUGAUGCCCUGGCUGGAGUCCCUCAAGGCCAAAGCCUUGAGUGUCUUGGAUGAGGCCACCCAGAAGCUGAACACUCAGUGAGGCGCCCGCCGCUGCUCCCCUCCCCUGAGUUGCCUUUCUUACAAUAAACUUUUCCAAAGUGGGA